GGGGGUCACAAAAUUUAACAUAUGCUAAUAUAGGGUCUAUUUUGUGAAAACUUUACAACUCUUUUUGUCCAUAACCAUUGGGCCUAGGGCUACCAAAUUUGGAAGAUAGUGACAUCUUAUAGUCCUCUACCAAGUUUGCUCAAAUAAUGUCCCUGGGGUCAAGUUUGACCCUGCCCCGAGGGUCACAAAAUUGAACAUAUGCUUGUAUGAGGCCUAUUUUGUGAAAACUUAAAAAAUCUACUUGUCCAUAACUGUAUGGCAUAGUGCUACCAAAUUUGGUAUGUAUUGACAUGUAUUAAUUCUCUUCUUAGUUUGUUCAAACUAUGCCCCUGGGGUCAAAUUUGAAACUGCCCCGGGGGUCACAAAAUUGAACAUAUGCUUAUAAAUGGCUAAUUUAGGGUAAACUUUAAAAAUCAUUCUUGUCCAUAACCAUUGGGCCUAGGGCUACCAAAUUUGGUAUGAAGUGACAUCUUAUAGUCCUCUACCAAGUUUGUUCAAAUUAUGCCUCUGGGGUCAACUUUGACCCUGCCCCGGGGGGAGGGGGGUCACAAAAUUGAAUAAACGCUUAUAAAGCGCCUAUUUUGUGAAAAUUUUAAAAAUCUUCUAGUUGAAAACCAUUCGGACUAUGGCUACCAAAUUUGGUUUGCAGUAACAUCUUAUUGUCCUCUACCAAGUUUGUUCAAAUUAUGCCCUUUGGGUCAAAUUUGACCCUGACCCGCGGGUCACAAAAUUGAACAUUAUAUACACUUCUUUCUUGCUUAUUUUGUGAAAACUUUUAAAAUAUUCUUGUCCUUAACUCUCGGAUCUAGGGCUACCACAUUUUGUAUGUAGUGAGAUAUAGUAGUUCUCUAUGUGUCCAAUAAUUAUGUUGAUGAAGGUGGCAGUGGUAAUGACUUGAUAUGUCUGUGAGAUAUGAAUGCCAAAGUCUUCGAUUUACAUAACAUGAAUUUUUAUGUAAAAGUGGUGGUUCUUCAUAAAUUCUACAUGUUCUUUGUAAAUGAUGACCUCUACAAAGUUGUUCCAGGAGUACCAUAUUGCCUGACAAUCUUUUGUUUUAUUGUUAACUUAAACUGUACUUGAUUCUAGCAUGCCACUAUACUUCUUUGAAGUAAUUUGAGCAAAGUUCCCACUGUUUAGUAAUGUAUACAUUGUUUAAGGUACAUUUUAAUUUCACAUUUUGUAGGUGGACUUCAAUAUGUAUGAUCUACUUAUGCUGCCACAAUGUAAAGGCAACAAUCACUGGGUUUUGCUGGUUGCAAGUGUUAUGUCCAGGACUGUAACCAUUUACGACUCAUUGGGUGGUAACAACAAGGCCUUGUUCGAUUUGUUCUGCCAGUUCAUGUGUCAACGAGGGCAAAUUGUGAAAGAUGGCUUGGAAAAAAUCAGUUCAGAGUUAAAAGCGCCACCUUGCAACAAACAGCGCCACGGAAACAGCUGUGGAGUGUUUGCAUUGAUGACUGCCAAAUGUUUGGUCAUUAAAAAGCAUCCCACAAUGUUGCGACAGGCCCAUGAUUCAGUUUAUCGAGACUAGUCGUGAGAAGCAGACUUCUGAUUCCUGGAGUGCGGCAAACAUAUCUGUGCGACUCGAUCACUCCACUGUAAAGACCCGCACGGCAUUUAAAUGGAUAUUAUCAAUAUGUGUUGUUGCUCGAAAAUAUGUUUGUGUAGCAGGAAGUGCUUUGGGCUCGAUUAAUCUGAGAACUCAACAAAAUAUUAAUAAAAUCCUUCUGUGCCUUUUAGUUCUGAAAACAGAAGUAGCCAGUUGGUAUUACACAUCUCCUAAACAAGUACAGCACGAUAAAACUUAUAAACCUAGAUAUUUAUUUAUGUAGUGGUGUAUUUUUCAAUGAGUGCCUUAUGAUUCCAAAAACAUAUUGACUUAAAAUAAAUAAUCCCGAUGUCGUAAAUGACUUAUCAUUUCAUGUUCAUGAACCGGCUUUAAAAUACUUUGUAGACUUAUCUGCUAGGCGGUGAGGACUUUUAGACCACCUGAUAAACUUCAACUUUAUUUGCCCUAGUUCAGUAACCGACUAAACAUAUGCUAACAUUAUACUGAUGACUGAUGAGUCUGUUGUGUCUUAUAUUCUCAUUGCUACUUAAAAUAUUAAGUCUAUUUCAACGUUUAGACUAAUAAUAAGCAAAUUCGUUAAAUUGAUAUCCCCGCCAAAUAAAUUUUGAUUAUUGAUGGGUGCAGAACUAACAGAAAAGUUUAUUUGAAGGGUUGUACCCUUAUCUCACUUAUUUUAUAGUAACAACAUAAAAAAACAAUUGGCAAUAACUCUUAUUUAAGAAAGUGUAGGGUUAUAGAUUUUGUGCAUGACACCUCUCCUCAUUUAUAUCUUAACGUCCAUUAAAUUUCAUCUUUAAAUCGUGUAUAGUAUCUGUGAUAUAGUCCUGUAAAGUAACAUCAGACAUGUACAUAUGUACUAGGGUUAUGUUUCUUGUGCAUGGCACUUAUUCUCAUUGACAAUUAUACACCCAUGAAAUUUCAUGUUGAAAUCUUGUAUUUAUAGUUUCUGAGAUAAAGCCCUGAAAAGUUACAUCAUACAAAAACAACAAAGGGCAAUAACUCUAUUUAAGAAAGUGAAGGGUUGUGGUUCUUAUGCAUGGUUCUAUAAAUGAGAUAUAGCCCUGAAAAGUUACAUCAUAAAAUAACAAUAACAAGAAAGGGCAAUAACCGUUAUGUAAGAAAGUAUACGGUUAUGGUUCUCGUGCAUUGAUAAUUAUACACCCAUGAAGUUUCAUGUUAAAAUCUUGUAUAGUAUCUGAGAUAUAGCCCUAGUUACAUCAUAGAAAAACAACAAAGCGCAAUAACUCUUAUUUCAGAAAGCGACGGGUUAUGGUUCUUGUACAUGGCACCUCUCCUCAGCUAUAUUUAUACACCCAUAAAGUUUCAUGUUGAAUACUUAUAUUGAGUUUCUGAGAUAGAGCACUGACAAGUUUGUGAGUGACUGCACUGACAGACAGACCAACGGUACGUUUAAGUAUAUUUAGCGUACCCGGGGUACAUUAAAGUAUACUUAAGAGUACACGGGGUACUUUAAAGCAUUACCCGAGCUGAAGCGACAAUUGCCAAUCAAGCUUAUUGACAUAUUAAAUAAAUGAUGAUAGUGGUAACUAUGAUUGUAUGAAAUAUAAUAAAAUAGUUUUCCUGAA
Messenger RNA from Dreissena polymorpha, 3156 nucleotides. Its product is annotated as sentrin-specific protease 1-like. Gene Ontology annotation, biological process: proteolysis. Lineage: Eukaryota; Metazoa; Mollusca; Bivalvia; Myida; Dreissenidae. The record is from RefSeq and is a predicted model, not a curated record. Gene Ontology annotation, molecular function: cysteine-type peptidase activity. The transcript is spliced from 3 exons. The coding region runs from base 1196 to 1531 and encodes 111 amino acids.